AUGGAGGACGUCACGGCGAAAUGCUUAAGAGAAGGCCAAUAUGGAGAGUGGAUGAGAGCAGUAAAAUGGCUGCAAGGACAACUGUGGAACAUGGAAAACUCCUCUUCAGGGCAAGAAUGGGAACAAGUCUCAUCCCCUACUCUAGGGGAUAUGAAUAUUUUAUCAAAUGAUGAGACCACCAACCAGAUGGUUAUAGAAAUGGAGCAGCACAGGGUGGAAUCCAGCUCUUCAAAGGUUAAUUUAAAUCCUAUCACAACAAGCUUGGACAAGGACAAUAAGAGGUCUAUAACUAAUUAUGCAGUGCAAGAGAAAGACCAGGGUCAAGCAGAUAAGAUGGCGGAAGAUUCCAGUGGGAAUAAGGGUAGUCAGAACAUCAACACAAAAGACCAACCCAAGAGAACUCUGCCGAGCUCAAUGACUGGGAUGAAGACAUGUAAGAGCAAUACCAAGAAAGAAGGGAAACUUCUAAAAAGUGCUGCGGAAAGUGGAAGGACAGUAGAAGUACUAUCAGGCAUGGACAGAAAUAUUAAAAUGGUAAGUGAUCUGAUGACAGAGGAUGGAUACCACUGGGAUGAGGCCAAAAUUUGGAGUCAGAAAUCAUGGAACAUUGUUAUAAAGGAAGAAAAGGAAAUUCUCAAACUCACUAACAUCAUCGAAAUCGACCCAGAGGCAGCUAAAUUGCAAUUGUACACUGCAUCAAAAUGGACCCCGAAACUGUUCAUAUGA
Molecule: messenger RNA, 726 nt
Organism: Striga asiatica
Lineage: Eukaryota; Viridiplantae; Streptophyta; Magnoliopsida; Lamiales; Orobanchaceae
Source: the annotation of a GenBank genome assembly